Rhodamnia argentea is the source of this 2145-nucleotide messenger RNA. RefSeq names its product pentatricopeptide repeat-containing protein At5g48910. NCBI's taxonomy places the organism in Eukaryota, Viridiplantae, Streptophyta, Magnoliopsida, Myrtales, Myrtaceae. Gene Ontology annotation, molecular function: RNA binding; zinc ion binding; protein binding. The record is from RefSeq and is a predicted model, not a curated record. The coding region runs from base 3 to 1970 and encodes 655 amino acids. The transcript has a single exon. Gene Ontology annotation, biological process: RNA modification.
UAAUGCUGUUGGAGGCUCGUCUUGUCUCUCAGUCGCUCGUUGGCCUCAUGAACUCGACAGUGUACGCCCCCAUCGCCAGAACUCCACCGUCUCACCCCUCUUCCCUCUUCCCUCAAAUCACGAGAUGCAAGUCCAUGGCCGACCUCAAGCAAGUCCAUGCCCACAUGAUCAAGACCGGCGAGGUGCAGGACCCUCUCGCCGCCGCCGAGAUCCUCCGCUUCUGCGCGCUCUCGGGCCGCCGCGAUCUCGGGUACGCGCGCGCGGUUUUCAGCCAGAUGCGCCGACCCAAUUGCUUUUCUUGGAACUCCAUCAUCAGAGCGCUUGCCGAGAGCGACGAUGACGCGAUGCAAUUGGAGGCUUUGGUCUUGUUCUACGAGAUGGCCCUGGAUGGCGAUGUGGAGCCCAACAGAUUCACGUUCCCUUCGGUGUUGAAGGCUUGUGCGAGGUUGGGGAGGGUGAAGGAAGGGAAGCAGGUUCAUGGGAUGGUUGCUAAGUGUGGUUUGGAUGGUGACGAGUUUGUUCUUAGUAACCUUGUUAGAAUGUAUGUGCUCUGUGGUGUCAUGGAGGAUGCUUACUUUUUGUUUGAGGAGAGAUUUGUUCGGAGUGGUGGCGUUGGAAAGAAGAUGAAUCUCAGGAGGCAAGAUGGGGAUGUGGUUUUGUGGAAUGUGAUGGUUGACGGGUAUGUUAGAAUGGGGGAUCUUAGAGCUGCUGGGGAGCUGUUUGAUAAAAUGCCUCAGAGAAGUGUCGUGUCGUGGAAUGUGAUGAUAUCUGGGUAUGCACAGCAUGGGCUUUUUAUGGAGGCUGUUGAGAUGUUCCGUGAGAUGCAGAUGGGGGAUGUUUGCGCAAACUAUGUGACAUUAGUUAGUGUUCUUCCGGCAAUUUCGCGCUUGGGGGCGCUUGAGUUGGGGAAAUGGGUCCAUCUGUAUGCAGAGAAGAACGGGAUUGAGGUUGAUGAUGUUCUUGGUUCUGCUUUGCUUGAUAUGUACUCAAAGUGUGGGAGUAUUGAGAAGGCACUUCAAGUUUUUGAGGUGCUGCCAAAAGAGAGCGCAAAAACUUGGAAUGCCAUAAUUGGAGGGCUUGCAAUUUAUGGUAGAGCGAAGGAUGCUCUUGAUUACUUUUCAAGAAUGGAGCAAUCCAGAGUAACACCAAGUGAUGUUGCCUACAUUGCUGUACUGACAGCUUGUAGCCAUGCAGGUUUAGUAGAGGAGGGUAGAUCAUUCUUCGACCAUAUGACUAAUGUAGUCGGAUUGGAGCCUAGGGUUGAGCACUAUGGUUGCAUGGUUGAUAUGUUGGGACGUGCCGCUCUAUUGGAUGAGGCUGAGGAGCUUCUACAGAACAUGCCCGUGGAACCGGAUGAUGUGAUACUAAAGGCCCUGCUAGGUGCUUGUAAGAGGCGUGGAAACAUUGAGAUGGGUGAACGGAUAGCACAACGGCUAAUGAAGUUAUCUCCUAAUGACAGUGGAUCUUAUGUGGCUCUCUCUAACAUGUUUGCUUCUCAAGGAAACUGGGAGGGAGUUUCGGACAUUAGAUUGAAGAUGAAGGAGAUGGACAUUAGAAAGGACCCUGGGUGCAGUUGGAUCGAGCUUGAUGGAGUGAUUCACGAAUUCCUAGUGGAAGACGAGACUCAUCCGAGAGCCAAAGAUAUUCAUUCGAUGUUGGAGGAAAUUACUAGCAAGUUGAGAUCAUUGGGCUAUAGCCCCAACACCUCUCAAGUCUUGCUCAAUGUCGAUGAAGAAGAAAAGGAGAGUGCAUUACACUAUCACAGCGAGAAGAUCGCCGUAGCUUUUGGGCUCAUCAGCACCUGCCCGAAGACUCCACUUCGGAUUGCCAAGAACCUACGGAUAUGCGAGGAUUGUCAUGCCGCCAUGAAACUGAUUUCGAAGGCCUACGAGCGCCUGAUUAUCGUGCGAGAUAGGAAGCGGUUUCAUCAUUUUCAGGAUGGUUUCUGCUCAUGUGGGGACUUCUGGUGAAUUCUUGAGCUUGGACAUUAUAAAAUUUUACGAGAUUGAAGUAUAGCUAUGGCCUUCUUGACAUAUUUCUGAUCCUCCGGAUGAUUGGACUGGACUUGUAUUUGACCAAAAUUGAAGUUGGAGAAUAUUGAGUUGGGCUCUGUUUCGUGCGACCAACAUAAAAGUAACAACAAAA